Molecule: messenger RNA, 8161 nt
Organism: Myotis daubentonii (Daubenton's bat)
Lineage: Eukaryota; Metazoa; Chordata; Mammalia; Chiroptera; Vespertilionidae
Gene: PIK3C2A
Product: phosphatidylinositol-4-phosphate 3-kinase catalytic subunit type 2 alpha
Biological process (GO): cell migration; phosphatidylinositol-3-phosphate biosynthetic process; phosphatidylinositol 3-kinase/protein kinase B signal transduction
Cellular component (GO): cytoplasm; plasma membrane; phosphatidylinositol 3-kinase complex
Molecular function (GO): phosphatidylinositol binding; 1-phosphatidylinositol-4-phosphate 3-kinase activity; 1-phosphatidylinositol-3-kinase activity
Source: RefSeq, a predicted model, not a curated record
GACGUUUAUGCUUGGCUGGCCGCGGAGUCCGCCGAAGCUUUCCGCGGCGGCUGAGGCAGCUGAGCGGAAAAUGGCUCGGACUGUGGCGGCGGCUGCGGCUCGGGUUGUGGUGGAAACGGAGGCUCAGGCAGCGUGAGGUCUUGCUAUUGGGAGCUACAAGAAAAAAAAAAGAUUAGAGGAAGGUUGGUCUGUUAAGUGGACAUGGCUCAGAUAUCCAGCAGCAAUGGAUUUAAGCAAUGUUCAUCUUCACAUCUGGACCCAACAAGAACAAAAGAUGUGGACAAAGAAGAAGCGUUACAGAUGGAAGCAGAGGCUUUAGCAAAACUGCAGAAAGGUAGACAAGUAACUGAUAAUCAGCGAGGCUUUGAGUUGUCAAGCAGCACCAGACAAAGAGCACAAGUUUAUAACAAACAGGAUUAUGACCUCAUGGUGUUUCCUGAAUCAGAUACCCAAAAAAGAGCAGUUGAUAUUGAUGUAGAAAAGCUAACCCAAGCUGAACUGGAGAAACUAUUGCUAGAUGACAGUUUUGAGACAAGGAAAACACCUGCAAUGCCAGUUACUCCUAUUCUGAGCCCUUCGUUUUCAGCACAGCUGUAUCUGAGACCUACUAUUCAGAGAGGACAGUGGCCAACUGGUUUAUCUGGGCCUUCCACUUAUACUUUACCUUCUAUUUAUCAGUCAACUUAUAGUAGUAAACAGACUGCAUUCCAAAACGGCUUUAAUCCAAGAAUGCCUACUUUUCCAUCCACAGAACCUAUAUAUUUAAGUCUUCCAGGACAGUCCCCAUAUUUUUCAUAUCCUUUGACAUCGGCCACACAGUUUCAUCCACAAGGAAGCUUACCUAUCUGUCAUCCAGUAGUCAGUCCUGACAUGGCAAAGCUGUUUGACAAAAUAGCUAGUACAUCAGCAUUUUUAAAAAAUGGAAAAGCAAGGACUGAUUUGGAAAUAACAAAUUCAAAAGCUACAAUCAGCAAUCUACAGGUAUCUCCAAAGUCUGAAGAUAUCAGUAAAUUUGACUGGUUAGACUUAGAUCCCCUAAGUAAGCCUAAGGUGGACAGUGUGGAGGUAUUAGACUAUGAAGAAGAGAAAAAUGUUCCAGGUUUGCUAGCAGAGGAUCCUUGGGAUGCUGUUCUUCUUGAAGAGAGAUCACUAGCAAGUUGUCACCUUGAAAGAAAGGUGAAUGGAAAAUCUCUUUCUGGAGCAAUGGUAACAAGAAGCCAAUCUUUAAAUAUUCGAACAACUCAGGGCCAAAUAUCUCAGAAAGACCCAAAUGGGACCAGUAGUUUGCCAACUGGAAGUUCUCUUCUACAAGAAAUUGAAGUGCAGAACGAGGAAGUAGCAGCUUUUUGUCAGUCCAUUACAAAAUUAAAGACUAACUUUCCAUAUACCAAUCACUGCACAAAUCCAGGCUAUUUGUUAAGUCCAGUCACAGUGCAAAGAAACAUAUGUGGAGAGAAUGCUAGCGUGAAGGUCUCCAUUGAAAUUGAAGGAUUUCAACUACCAGUUACUUUUACAUGUGAUGUGAGUUCUACUGUAGAAAUUAUUAUUAUGCAAGCCCUUUGCUGGGUGCAUGAUGACUUGAAUGAAGUAGAUGUUGGCAGCUACGUUCUGAAAGUUUGUGGUCAAGAAGAAGUACUGCAGAAUAAUCAUUGCCUUGGAAGUCAUGAACAUAUUCAAAACUGUCGAAAAUGGGACACAGAGAUUAAACUGCAACUUUUGACCUUAAGCGCAAUGUGCCAAAAUCUGGCCCGAACAGUAGAAGAUGAUGAAACACCUGUGGAUUUAAACAAACAUCUGCAUCAAAUAGAAAAACCUUAUAAAGAAGUCAUGACAAGACACCCUAUUGAAGAACUUUUAGAUUCUUAUCACAACCAAGUGGAGCUGGCUCUUCGAAUUGAAAACCAGCACCGAGCAGUAGAUCAAGUAAUUAGAGCUGUAAGAAAAAUCUGUAGUGCUUUAGAUGGUGUAGAGACUCCUGCCAUUACAGAAUCAGUAAAGAAGCUAAAGAGAGCAGUUAAUCUUCCAAGGAGUAAAAGUGCUGAUGUGACUUCUGGAAAGGGAGACCCUAACAAGAAUUCAACUAGGGGCUCACUAAAUCCUGAAAAUCCUGUUCAAGUAAGCAUGGAUCAAUUAACUGCAGCAAUUUAUGAUCUUCUGAGACUCCAUGGAAAUUCUGGUAGGAGUUCUUUGGACUGUGCUCAAAGUAACAGGAACAUCAAGGAAGCAUGUACUGCAACAGAACAGCUCCAGUUUACCAUUUUUGCUGCACAUGGAAUUUCAAGUAACUGGGUAUCAAAUUAUGAAAAAUACUACCUGGUAUGUUCCCUGUCUCACAAUGGAAAAGACCUUUUUAAACCUAUUCAAUCAAAGAAGGUUGGCACUUAUAAGAAUUUCUUCUAUCUUAUUAAAUGGGAUGAACUAAUUAUUUUUCCCAUCCAGAUAUCACAAUUGCCAUUAGAAUCAGUUCUUCACCUUACUCUUUUUGGAAUUUUAAAUCAGAGCAGUGGAAGUUCCCCUGAUUCUAAUAAACAGAGAAAGGGGCCAGAAGCUUUGGGCAAAGUUUCUUUACCUCUUUUUGAUUUUAAACGAUUUUUAACAUGUGGAACUAAGCUUCUAUAUCUUUGGACUUCAUCACAUAUAACUCCUAUUCCUGGAACAAUCCCCAAAAAAGGAUAUGUGAUGGAAAGAAUAGUGUUACAGGUUGAUUUUCCUUCUCCAACAUUUGAUAUCAUUUAUACCACUCCUCAAGUCGACCGAAAUGUUAUACAGCAACACAACUUAGAAACAUUAGGAAAUGAUAUAAAAGGGAAACUUCUUGAUAUUCUUCACAAGGACUCAUCACUUGGACUUUCUAAAGAAGACAAAGCUUUUUUGUGGGAGAAACGUUAUUAUUGCCUCAAACAUCCAAAUUGUCUUCCUAAAAUACUAGCAAGUGCCCCAAACUGGAAAUGGGUUAAUCUUGCCAAAAUUUACUCAUUGCUUCAGCAGUGGCCUCCAUUAGACCCACUGACUGCAUUGGAGCUUCUUGAUUUGAAAUUUGCUGAUCAGGAAGUGAGGUCCCAAGCUGUGACCUGGAUGGAGGCUAUUAGUGAUGAUGAGCUGACAGAUCUUCUUCCACAGUUUGUACAGGCUUUGAAAUAUGAAAUUUAUUUGAACAGUUCAUUAGUACGCUUCCUUCUGUCCAGGGCAUUGGGAAAUAUACAGAUUGCACAUAAUUUAUACUGGCUCCUCAAGGAUGCCCUCCAUGAUGCACAGUUUGGCGCCCGAUAUGAACAUGUUUUGGGUGCUCUCCUCUCAGUAGGAGGAAAAGGACUCAGAGAAGAACUCUUGAAGCAGACAAAACUUGUACAGCUUUUAGGAGGAGUAGCAGAAAAAGUAAAGCAGGCUAGUGGAUCAGCCAGACAGGUUGUCCUCCACAGGAGUAUGGAACGAGUACAGUCCUUUUUUCUAAGAAAUAAAUGUCGUCUCCCUCUCAAUCCAAGUCUUGUGGCAAAAGAAUUAAAUAUUAAGUCGUGUUCCUUCUUCAGCUCUAAUGCUGUGCCCUUAAAGGUCACAAUGGUGAAUACUGAUCCAAUGGGGGAAGAAAUUAAUGUCAUGUUUAAGGUUGGUGAAGAUCUUCGGCAGGAUAUGUUAGCUUUACAGAUGAUAAAGAUUAUGGACAAAAUCUGGCUUAAAGAAGGACUAGAUCUGAGGAUGGUGAUUUUCAAAUGUCUCUCAACAGGCAGAGAUCGAGGCAUGGUGGAGCUGGUUCCUGCUUCAGAUACCCUCAGGAAAAUCCAAGUGGAAUAUGGUGUGACUGGAUCCUUUAAAGAUAAACCACUUGCAGAGUGGCUGAGGAAAUACAAUCCCUCUGAAGAGGAAUAUGAAAAGGCUUCUGAGAAUUUUAUCUAUUCUUGUGCUGGAUGCUGUGUAGCCACCUAUGUUUUAGGAAUCUGUGAUCGACACAAUGACAAUAUAAUGCUUCGAAGCACAGGACACAUGUUUCACAUUGAUUUUGGGAAGUUUUUGGGCCAUGCACAGAUGUUUGGUAGCUUCAAAAGGGAUCGGGCUCCUUUUGUGCUGACCUCUGAUAUGGCAUAUGUCAUUAAUGGAGGUGAAAAGCCCACCAUUCGUUUCCAGUUAUUUGUGGACCUCUGCUGUCAGGCCUACAAUUUGAUAAGAAAGCAGACAAACCUCUUUCUUAACCUCCUGUCACUGAUGAUUCCCUCAGGGUUACCAGAACUUACAAGUAUUCAAGAUUUGAAAUAUGUUAGAGAUGCACUACAGCCCCAAACUACAGAUGCAGAAGCUACAAUUUUCUUUACUAGGCUGAUUGAAUCCAGCUUGGGAAGCAUUGCCACAAAGUUUAACUUCUUCAUUCACAACCUUGCUCAGCUGCGUUUUUCUGGUCUUCCUUCCAAUGAUGAACCCAUCCUUUCAUUUUCACCCAAAACAUACUCCUUUAGACAAGAUGGUCGAAUCAAGGAAGUCUCUGUUUUCACUUAUCAUAAGAAAUACAACCCAGAUAAACAUUACAUUUAUGUAGUCCGAAUUUUGAGGGAAGGACAGCUUGAGCCAUCAUUUGUGUUCCGGACAUUUGACGAAUUUCAGGAACUGCACAACAAGCUCAGUAUUAUUUUUCCACUUUGGAAGUUACCAGGCUUUCCUAAUAGGAUGGUUCUAGGAAGAACCCACAUAAAAGAUGUAGCAGCCAAAAGAAAAAUUGAGUUAAACAGUUAUUUACAGAGUUUGAUGAGUGCUUCAACGGAUGUAGCAGAGUGUGAUCUUGUUUGUACCUUUUUUCACCCUCUUCUUCGUGAUGAGAAAGCUGAAGGAAUAGCUAAGUCUGCAGAUGCGGGGCCCUUCAGUCCUACUCCAGGCCAAAUAGGAGGAUCAGUGAAAUUAUCUGUCUCUUACCGAAAUAGUACUCUUUUUAUCAUGGUGAUGCACAUCAAAGAUCUUGUUACUGAAGAUGGGGCUGACCCAAAUCCUUAUGUCAAAACAUACCUACUUCCAGAUCCCCACAAAACAUCCAAACGCAAAACCAAAAUUUCACGAAAAACUAGGAACCCAACAUUCAAUGAAAUGCUUGUGUACAGUGGAUAUAGCAAAGAAACCCUAAGACAGAGAGAACUUCAACUAAGUGUACUCAGUGCAGAAUCUCUGCGGGAGAAUUUUUUCUUGGGUGGAAUAACCCUGCCUUUGAAAGAUUUCAACUUGAGCAAAGAUACGGUUAAGUGGUAUCAGCUGACUGCAGCAACCUAUUUCUAAGCUAGUGAAUUUCUGAGCUUUGGAAGUAGAACAGUUAUAAACAUGUACGUACGCGCGUGUGUGGGCACACACACACACACACACACACACACUUGAGAACUUUAUAUAGUAUUUUUAUAUUUGGAUAGAAAUUAUAAAGUAAAUGUACUUGCUGCAUUUCAACACACGUGUUGGACCAACAGUCACAUAACUAACUUCUAUGAGUUUGUUGAAGCCAUUGCCGUUUUAAAGUCAUUAUGUAGAAUGCUGUAAACCCUAAACUUAAUAUAUAAUAAGUCUGCAAAAGACUUAGUGAACAAUUUAAUCCCCUCUUGAGUAAUUCAGAGUAAUAGCUUUAGUUUGGUCUUUUUUUCAUUGUUUCUUACAUAGACACAGUAUGUUUGUUUUCCUGUUUUGCACCUUCUAUAGCCUUUACCACUGUGCAUGUUUGCAAACACCAAAGGAAAGGAAAGGUGCAGAUGUUACAGUCAAAUGCAGCUGCUACUCACAGGGCCGAAAAGCAAAGCACAAAUUAUAGUUAUGUUAAGAACUACUAAGUAGUUUAUAGACAUAGGGGGAAAUAACAUUGCUUUCUAUUUUUCAUGUCUUUAAAGCCUUUUUCAGAAUGAAGUGAAGUUACUGAAGUUGUAAAUAAUGGUGCCUUAACUUCAUGCUUGCCUGGCACUUCAUUCUGAUUAUUUUUCCUGACUUGAUAAGUAGUAAGUAGUUUCCUCUCACUUUCAGCUUACUCGAGACAAGAAGUUAUUUACACUUAUUAGUGUUUUUCCCACAGAAAGAUCACUUUCUCUACUUCUGAUAUGUGACUUGGUUAAAGUCAGCCAUUUAAUUUAUGUUUGUGUUAUCCGGUAAUUGAAUGAGAUUCAUCAGUGUAGCUGUAAACUAAAUUCCAUCAUUCCAUUAUACUAAUAGUCCUACAUUUAUUCCCAGGAGUGUGAGUUUGGUAGUUUCACUUUCAUGUAUCUAUAUUCCACUCCCUCAUUAAACAAGUGAAAAUUGUUUACCCAUGUACCCAUUCCUGUUUGGUAGAAGAACUCCAAUGAGUAGGGCAGACUCUUCACAAUGGGCCCAGGACAAAAAUUCUAGGGUCCAUACUGAAUUAAAAUGUAGACUUUUAUGGUAGAGUUGGUUUUGUAAGUGUCUUACAUUUGUAAACAUUGUACAUUAAAAAAUUAUUUUCCUUAAUAUAAUGUGACUUAGAAUCAUAAGGGACAUGAUUGAAAUCAUUUACAGUAACCAUUAAGAAUAAGAUUCAUUUUUAUUAGUUGUUCAACUUCACACACAGUUUUGUGUUUAUUCUGGGUAAAUAUGUAUAUAUAAUAUCCUCAUGGCUAAAACAGAAAGUCACUUUUUAAAUGAUAAUAGAUUGUAACAAUCUGGGUGCUGUAAGAUAACUGACAAAACAUGCAAUGUAGAAUACCAACACAGAAAGGACCGUCUGCAAUUCAGUUGUCCAGAACAGAAAUUUUAUGAACUGUGCAAAUAUUUAAUGUACAUGGUGAUACCUGCAGAGCAGAAAUAGAUGAGUCGAGGAUGCAUCAGUGGGACAGGCUAAAAAAAAAAAAAGAAAAACUUGAAAUUUUUGGUGCCUAACACUAAUGGUCCAUUUGUAGGAAACCCCAUGAGUAUGGUAUAUGAAUGUCUUUUUUUAAAUGUUAAAAUGUGUCGUCUAUUUAAUACAAUAAUCAAAUGCACUCAAAGCAUCACUGUUUAUUUUAUUUUUCCAGAUAGCAUGUGUAAGUAGCUUUGCAAAUGUAAAGAAGUAGUAGAUAUUUUCACUUAAGUUUUUGAUACCUAAUUCCAUUCCACAAGUUGUCAUUAGCACUGUAAAAGUACUGUUUUGGUAAAAGGUCAUUGUUAAUUGGACUCAAUGUAUACUGCCUAUUUGCAGUCUGUUACUGCAGUGCCUCUUAGCAUAAAUAAUAGAGCUGGAAAAUGUCACUUUUCAAUUACAAGAAAUCUGGAUUCUUAUCUAAAAGUGUAUAUUAUGAUUAAUAUUGUACAGUUAACCAGAGUUCAGAACAAGUGGUGAUGUUUUCUCUUAAUUUAACUCAUUCUGUGCCUUCUUUGGUCAUUAAAACACCACACACAUACUUUAUAUAUAUUCUAAUAUAAGUUAUUUCUUUGUGAAAUGCUCAUCUGCAGCCCUUACCAAAAAAGGGACUGGGGCACCUCUUUGCACUACUACUAUCAAUAGAUUUUUAAGUGAGUUGGUUUUUUAAUCAUUUUUUAAAACUUACAUUCAAAUAAAUCAAACAAAAGUUUAAACAAGCUAGCCAAGACACUAAUUUGUAUGUAUAAUCACGUUUUAUAUCUACCUUUAUUAAGUAAAAAUAAUUACACUAUACGUAAGUCCUGCACCGGAAGAAUUCUUUCCUCUUGGAGUGUUUUGGGAUUUGAAAAUAAUGGUUUACUCCCAGAACCUAUUGUUUUCUCUACUGAGGAACCCAAUGUAGAACUUGCACUGAUGUUUUUAUUACUGCCUUUAAAAGAAUCAAUUGGUAUCUAAAUGUUAAGGCAUGUAUGGUCUUUGAUAAAGUAUUUUAUCUUUUCAAAUUAAUGUUGAAUAAAAGUUUCAAUAUCUUGCCUUAAAUUGGUUAAUCGGUCUUUUCUAGGACUCCAUUACUAUGGCAUAUAAAAAAGAAAACAUUCAAUUUUGAUACUUAGACUGCAGAUCAAAAAGGACUGAAGCCACACUACUAUAUUUUUAGAUUAACUUACAUGCUGUUUGAGUAGCAGUGCAAAUAUGAAUGAAUAUGGUAGUUAGUCUGAUCUAUAAGAACCAAAUACUUUAUGUUAAGGUAGUGAAUAAGAUGUAUAAUUUUUUUAUUAAUACCUUGAAUAUAUUCAGUGGAUUGGUUGUGACUUCAUAACUGUACUAUAAUUUUAUUAAAAUAUUUCUGGAAUAAAAGAA